Amphibalanus amphitrite is the source of this 3126-nucleotide messenger RNA. RefSeq names its product zinc finger protein on ecdysone puffs-like. Lineage: Eukaryota; Metazoa; Arthropoda; Thecostraca; Balanomorpha; Balanidae. The transcript is spliced from 8 exons. Bases 237 to 2930 code for a protein of 897 amino acids. Gene Ontology annotation, cellular component: nucleus. The record is from RefSeq and is a predicted model, not a curated record.
CCGGCGUUGCGUCGUUUUCGUGGCGGUUUGUGUAUCGUGCGGAUUUCAAUAUUUGUCCCAGUUGCAUUUUUAUCGAAUAAGCCGACCGCGGCUGCUUUCAUAAAUAUCAGCUCGAUUUUUUUUCUCAUUUUCGUCAGGGUAUUCCUAAGACUGUACUGUAAUAAGGAUCCUUUGGGGCUUCGCCCAGGCUCGACUCCUUGCGACUCAGCUUAGCCGGAUAAGUAAGAACUACCAGGAUGGUGUACAACGCACGAAGCGGUGGCGGCGGCCGGUACGAGGGCGGUGGCGGCUACCAGCGGCGCGAGUCGAGCCAGCGCCGCUCCGGCGCCAGCAGCCAGUUCGGCGCGCUGGACCCGGCGCUGGGCAGUGGCGGCGGCGCGCGCCAGUCGUUUGGCAGCACUGGGCGCCAGUCGUUUGGCAGCACUGGGCGUCAGUCCUUUGGCAGCGGCGGGCGUCAGUCGUUCGGCGGCGGCCCGGGACCCAGCGUCAGCCCCUGGGCCACCGGGCAGGGGCCCAACCGGAACAGCUGGGGCGGCGGAGCCGGACCGGACGUUGGUGGUCGUGGCGGGCCCGAUGUGUUCUCGCAGCUGGGCCCCGUGCCGGGCGGCGGAUCCAACGAGACGCUCAACAUGGCCACCCAGCUGGUGUCAGCGCUGUUGGAGAACCAGCGCCAGCGCGCGCCGCAGCCGUUCGGACCGCCGGGCCCAGCACCGGCUCCGUUCGGCGCGGCCGGCGGCGGGUACGGGGGCCGCGGCGGCGCUGGAUAUCGCAGCGGCAGGAGCAGCUUUGACGGCGGCCGCGCGGACUUCGGCCACCGGGCCGACUAUAACGCCAAGUAUGACAGGCGCGGCGGAGAUGCGUUCGCCAGCCCGGCUCGCGGCCGCACCACGUACCGCGGACGGGGUGCCACCAGUGUGCGCAGCCGUCCGUACAACCGCAGCGCUCCGGCCACUGCCGGCCGCACCGCCACCAAAACAUCGACGGUCAAAAGCGCUCCGGCUAAGAAGAAGGAGACCAAGAAGACGGUGAAGACGACUCAGGAGGCUCUCGAUGAAGCCAAGGCCGCCGCUCUGGAGAAGGAGAUGGAGGCCGGCGACGACAAGGAAAAGCAGGGUGCCGAGGGCGCCGACCUGAUGUCCAAGGAGGGGGCCGAGGGCGCCAAGGAAGGCGAGGCUAAGGAGGGAGAGGCCAAGACCGACGGCGAAAAGAAGACCGACGGUGAGAAGAAGGCCGACGGGGAGAAGACCGACGCCAAGGAGGGCGACGCCAAGAAGACCAAGCCCGCCAAGCCUCAGCGCGAGAAGAUCCUGCCCGAGUACCUCAACUGCACAGUCUGCAACGUCAUGAACAUGAAGAGCGAGCAGACGUUCAGUGAGCACACGCGCGGCCGCCGCCACCAGCAGAUGAUGGAGCUGAUGGAUUCCAAGCUCGAGCAGACGGCCAAACUGAUCCGGAUCGAGGUGCAGGUGGCGGCACGCCGCGCCGAGCAGGAGGCGCAGCGCCGCCUCAACGGCAAGAUGCCCAAGGAGACCGGCUUCUGCGGCAUGUGCAACGUCAAGGUCUACAAGGAGAUCCAGGACCACCGCUUCAACGAUCCGCUGCACUCCAAGCUGAAGAAGUUCCUGCACCCGCGCUGCUGCGGUAUGGGAUUUGAGACUCCCGUCCUGUACGAACGCCAUCUGAUCUCGUUCGCUCACUUCCGGAAAUGUCAGCAGCGCGACAAGGACCGCGCCACGGAGGCCGGUGUCAAUGCCAUGGGCGUGAUGGGAGACGCCAGUCAAGGUGUGGCCGCCGCCGCUGCUGCAGCCGCCAAGGAGAACGGCGAAUCCAAGGAGGGCGCAGGGAAACCGGCCGAGGGAGCGGAGGGGGCCGAGGGCGCGGAGAAGCCCGCCGAGGGAGCAGAGGGCGCGGCGGCAGAGGGCGCUGAGGGCGAGACUGCGGCGGCCGGCGAGGGCGCUGAGGGCGAGACUGCGGCGGCCGGCGAGGGCGCUGAGGCUGCCACUGCCGAGGGCCAGGAGGCCGCCAAGGAGCCAGAGAAGCCCAAAGAGCCCGAGAAGACCAUCGAGGACGAGGAGAUUCCGGUCACCUACGACCCGGAUGUGACGGUGGCCGCGUGCGCCGGCAAACCGUUCGUGGGCACCUACUGUUCCGUCUGCAAGCUGGUUACUCCGAACGAGUACUGGCCGGAGCACUGCCGCAGUCGGAUGCAUUACAGCCGGUUUGUGGUGGCCCGCGCCGCCAUCGACCGGGCAAAGAAGGAGGCCGCCGAGAAGGAGGAGCGCCGGAAGAAGAAGGCGGCCGCGGCUGAGAAGGCAGCAGCCGCUGCCGAGAAGGCUGCUGAGGAUGCAGAGGUGAGCGUCAUGGAGGACGAGGCCGACCCGGAGGAGCCGGCCGGGGGCGAGGGGCGCGGCACCAAGCGCGCCGCCGAGGAGGAUGAGUCGAGCGAGGCCAAGAAGGCGGCCACCGAGGAGGCUCCGGCGGAUGAGAGCGGCAUAGACAAGAUGCUGGACGAGAUGAACGAGGAGCUGGACGGCGACAAGAAGGCGGACGGUGAGGCGACCGAGGGCGAGGCUGCUGUGAAGACUGAGGGCGAGGAGCCCGCCGCUGAGGGAGAGGAGCCCGCCGCUAAGGGAGAGGAGUCCGGCGAGGCGGCCACCAAUGGCACGGAGAAGCCGGCGGAAGGUGACGCGGCCAAGAAGACCGAAGCGGCGGCAGCUGCCCCUGCCAAGACGGCCGCGGCUGCCACCCCAGCCAAGACGGCGGCGGCCACUCCAGCCAAGACGGCGGCGGCAACCCCAGCCAAGACGGCGGCCGCCCCGGCCAAGACGCCGGGCUCUGGGUCGGGCACCCCUCGCGGCAGGGGCAACCGCGGCGGGCGUGGGGGAUUUGCGCGGAGGCGCAGCCGCGGACGGGGGGUGCAGCGUUUCUAACUAGCUGAUUCUGUCUGCUGCUGCGGCCCACGGUCCCCGACCAGGCGGAGCGGGGCCGACCGACAGUAUGCGUUUUAUCGGAUCACCGACGGGGCGAAGACUGAGCGUAUGUCUCGCUCAUUCACCUCUCAUUGUUCGUACUGGAUGUAACGUGUCAUGAGUGACGGCAGGACAAUACACACACCUGUCUAGCCGA